AUGAUUGAAGAGAUCUACGAGGUUAGGCCAGAGAAGUUUAAUGACGCGCUCAAGUCUUAUCUCAAGUCAACCAACAAGGUAGUCCCUCUUCAGGAUUAUGAUAUCAUGAAAACUGGAGAAGGAAAGGAACAAGCACCUAUUGAGGAUGAUUGGUACUUUACAAGAAUGGCUUCAAUUGUGAGGCAAAUCUCAAUCAAAGGAGCUGUCACACCUGAGUUUCUUGCAAAGAGAUAUGGGUCACGCAAGAACAGAGGAUGCAGGCCUAGCAAGUAUGUCAAUGCUUAUCCAGAGAUAGGUGUUUCCGUACUCGAGAAUCUGAAGAACAUGGGAUGGAUAAAUGAACAUCCUAAGGAUAUGUUGACAGAAAAGGGAAGAACAGUUGUCAAGGAAAUUAUUGAAAAGGUUAGGGAAUAA
This is a messenger RNA of Encephalitozoon romaleae SJ-2008, 414 nucleotides long. Its product is annotated as 40S ribosomal protein S19. Gene Ontology annotation, molecular function: structural constituent of ribosome; RNA binding. Gene Ontology annotation, biological process: translation; ribosomal small subunit assembly. Lineage: Eukaryota; Fungi; Microsporidia; Unikaryonidae. The record is from RefSeq and is a predicted model, not a curated record. Bases 1 to 414 code for a protein of 137 amino acids. The transcript has a single exon. Gene Ontology annotation, cellular component: ribosome; cytosolic small ribosomal subunit.